UGGUUUGCAAAGCGUACAUAACCGCACCGGUUCUCCCGAGCCCCAUCUCCAUGGUUGUUCCUCGGCAGCGCGACCCAGCCCAGCCCCGACCUACCCAGAGGCGACCUCUCCUCCCGGCCGGCGCCCGUGAUGUCAUCCCCCUCCGCCUCCUCCGCGUCGGGUCCCAGCCCGGCAGACCUCCUCCGCCACAAUCGUAUCCUCUCCAGCAAGCUUUACCUCGACGUCCCACCGUCCAAGGUUCCGGUGAUUUACUCGGUGGCAUACGACAUCGCCUUCCUCGGAAUCGAGAAGCUGCACCCGUUUGAUUCCGCAAAAUGGGGCCGCAUAUGCAAGUUCCUCACCAAAGAAGGGCACCUGGAAAAGAACCGAGUGGUCGAGCCAUUGGAGGCUUCCAAGGAAGAUUUACUGGUGGUUCACACGCAGUCAUACCUAAACAGCCUGAAGACCAGCUUCAGGGUUGCCACCAUUAUGGAGGUUCCUCCUGUAUCGCUUAUUCCUAAUUGGCUGGUGCAGCAAAAGCUACUGUUCCCCUUCCGGAAGCAGGUGGGUGGGUCCAUUUUAUCAGCCAAACUUGCGCUUGAGAGAGGAUGGGCCAUUAAUGUUGGUGGAGGAUUUCACCAUUGUUCGGCAGAGGAAGGGGGUGGAUUUUGUGCAUAUGCUGAUAUUUCACUCUGCAUUCAGUUUGCCUUUGACCGUUUAAAUAUAUCAAGAGUAAUGAUCAUAGAUUUGGAUGCUCACCAAGGAAACGGUCAUGAAAAGGAUUUUGCCGAUGAUGGAAGGGUUUACAUUUUGGACAUGUACAAUGCUGGAAUUUAUCCCUUUGAUCAUGCUGCUAAGCGGUAUAUUGAUCAAAAAGUUGAGUUAGUUAGUGGGACAAAAACAGACGACUACUUGGAUCAGCUUGACCAGGCUCUCGAGGUUGCACAAACAAGAUUUCAGCCCCAGUUGAUUGUUUACAAUGCUGGGACAGACAUCCUGGAUGGUGAUCCAUUGGGCAGAUUGGAGAUAAGUCCUGAGGGUGUGGUGAACAGAGAUGAGAAGGUGUUUAGGUUCGCAGUUGAUCAAAACAUUCCACUUCUCAUGUUGACAUCAGGAGGCUACAUGAAGUCGAGCGCACGAGUAAUCGCAGAUUCAAUUAUCAAUCUCUCACAGAAGGAGUUGAUACAACUAAGUAGCCAGCUGGACUAGAUAAUCUCCCACAAAAUAACCUGAUGCAACCAGCUGGGCUAACACAUGCGAUCGGAGUGUCACCUUAACGACACGUCUACUGGAUGUACAUAUCUUGUGUAUAAGGAGUGGUUUACAUUUCUACGAUAUUCUUGUCAUCAUAUAUAUGCUGCAAGAGGCCUUCCUUUUAACAGAGGCCCUUCCUUUUAAGAGGGAGUGAAUGUUCGCUCA
Molecule: messenger RNA, 1398 nt
Organism: Brachypodium distachyon (stiff brome)
Lineage: Eukaryota; Viridiplantae; Streptophyta; Magnoliopsida; Poales; Poaceae
Product: histone deacetylase 2
Exons: 13
Coding region: 130-1188 (352 amino acids)
Molecular function (GO): histone deacetylase activity
Source: RefSeq, a predicted model, not a curated record